UGCACUAAGCAUUUUGUUUUCCUAGAUGCUUCACUGAGGCUGAUAUAUAUUUUGGUGUUUUGUCAAAGUAUCUUAGGAGUUCGUAAAAGUUCAGUUUGAACGUUCUGAAAGAAUAAGUUACUUUAUAAACUUCGAUAAAUAAUUGAUGACUUAAAAGCAAUUUCAUUACUUCUAUAAGCAAAUAUUUAACAAAUUUCAUCUCAUUCUUCUAAGCGAAAUCGUCUGUAAGAAAAAUGCCUCAAAACAAUUUUGACCAAUUUGGGUACUUUGACCCAGUGAUAUUAGAUGAAUUCGAAUCGGAUAGAGUGGAGCAUGUACCAUGUAACUAUACUGGAUGUGCUGAUUUUGUCAACUCUCCUCUCAUGCCAAUAACUAUUGUUGGUGCUAUUUUCGUGGUAAUCUACGUGAUCGUAUGUGUCAGAAGUUCCGGAGAUGACUCAUUUUCAGAAAAUAACAAUGAACGUCCACCUGCCACUACUCGAAGGCAGCAGAAUGUGGUGCUUACUGCGGUUGCGUCAGGGGCUAACGAAAUUCGUAGGCCGUCUAGUGCUAGCCCAGUUACGGCUGCCUCUAGUAGUAAUACGCUCACUCAACCUUCCAGUGCUAGCACAGCUGUUUGUUUAUCCUGUGCUAGCAGGACUCCGGUUACUAUCACACUUUCUCCUGAAGAUAACAUUGUGAGAUCACGUGUGAAAACCCCAAAGACAGAAGAGAACCCACCGUCAUAUGAAGAUGCAAUGUCUACACCUCCUUAUAAUGUUGCCAUAAAAAAAUAAAUUGUUCCUUGUCUAUUAAAAAACUUCUUAGAUUUUAAACUGCUUUUUUAUGUAAAUGUCAUUAAUUUUAAAUCAAUAAAUAAUUCCUUGCAAAUUGUAAAAAA
Molecule: messenger RNA, 880 nt
Organism: Stegodyphus dumicola
Lineage: Eukaryota; Metazoa; Arthropoda; Arachnida; Araneae; Eresidae
Source: RefSeq, a predicted model, not a curated record